AACUGGUCUGAUUGGAAGAAUAUAGAGUAGCCUAAUUCCUUUUCUUUCUUUAUUGUUUUUUAUUUUUAUUUAUUUUUUUAGCUAUUAUUAAGAUUUAAAUAUAUCCAGACUCACACUCUAUUUCGGUAGGUGGCGGUAAUGCUUCCAAAAGAUGUUUGCCAACCGCCAUUAAAAAGGAAAGAAGAAGAAGAAGAAGAAGAAUUCGAAUCACGGGUUGUCUUUUACUGUCAAUGGUUGAGGAGGAGCUGCUACCAGAGAAUCUACUAAACUACGGAAGUUUGGCGAUUGCUUGCAACAAGAACUUUUGCUGGGAUAAAGCACAGUCUCUGGAUAAUCACAGUUUCGCGCCUUAUCGGGUGUAACAACACAUUUCAUUUCGUGGAGCACACGUUACUUCAGAACUGGAGUCUGAAAUGUCAGGAUUCACUGAAUCGACACCGCUGCCCAUGCCAGUGACGGAGAUAAAAGAAGAAGAGUUUGAUGAUUUCCUUCAAGAGUACAUGUUUGCAGACCAGGAAGUAAAAGGAGACCUCGGACUGGAUUAUGACUGCAAGACUGAAACACACAUAUCACCAACCUUCAACUGCAAAGAAGAACAGUCUCCAGUGAUGGAAAUUAAACAGGAGGAAGAAUCUGACUUAAAAGAAGAUUGCCAGAAAUACUCUUUCUGUAAAGGAGAAAAGCCAUAUCAGUGCACUGACUGUGGGAAGAGUUUCAGGACUAGGCAAUUGGUGACUAACCAUCAGCGCACGCAUACAGGAGAAAAGCCAUAUCAGUGCUCUGACUGUGGAAAGGCCUUUAGUCAAAAACAUAGUCUACAGGUACACCAGAUGAUCCACACAGGAGAAAAGCCGUAUCAGUGCUCUGACUGUGGAAAGGCCUUUAGUCAAAGUUAUACUCUAGUACGACACCGGAGGAUCCACACAGGAGAUAAGACAUAUCAGUGUUCUACAUGUGGGCAGCAUUUCACGACUAAAACAGGGCUGACCAUCCAUCAGCACACACAUACAGGAGAAAAGCCGUAUCAGUGCUCUGACUGUGGAAAGGGCUUUAGUAGUCCAUCUGGUCUCCAGGUACACCACAGGAUCCACACAGGAGAAAAGCCGUUUCAGUGUUCUGACUGUGGACACACCUUUAAUAAAAAGUUUCAUUUAAAUGAACACCAGAAGAUCCACACAGGAGAAAAGCCAUAUCAUUGCUCUGACUGUGGACACACCUUUAGAAAAAGCUUUCAUUUAAAGGAACACCAAAAGAUCCACACAGGAGAAAAGCCAUAUCAAUGCUCUGACUGUGGAAAGGCCUUUAGUCUAAAAGGUAAUCUCACAGCACACCAGAGGAUCCACACAGGAGAAAAGCCAUAUCCGUGUACUACAUGUGGGAAGAGUUUCAAAACUAGCACCGCGAUGACCAUUCAUCAAAACGCUCACACAGGAGAAAAGCCAUAUCCGUGUUCUACAUGUGGGAAGAGUUUCAAGAGUGUGAAACAUGUGAGAAUUCAUCAACGUACACAUACAGGAGUAAAGCCGUAUCCGUGCUCUGACUGUGGGAAGGCCUUUAGUCAAAUGUUUCUCCUGAAGAAACACCAAAGGAUUCAUACAGGAGAAAAGCCGUAUUCGUGUCAGGACUAAAGGCAAUCUCGCUGGAUUCCAGUUGCUGCUACUGCCUACACAGUGUUGGGAGUAACGUGUUACAAAAGUGGCAUAAUGUAGGCCUAAUUUGCUGUAACGUGGUAGGCUAAUGUAAGGCAUUCCAAAAACAUAUUUUGUGUAUAUUUUAUUCGGGGACAAACUUCAGUAAUGCAUUUUAACCUGAAAUUAAGUGGUGUUUUGUUGUUAUACGCCUACAAAUUUGCCAACAAUGGCGCGAGAUCAGCAGAGGAGAAAAAAAUCUUUGCAAAUAGUAGAAUGUUAUCUCCUAUCAGGUGAGGCUACUUUCAAGAUGAUUGUGGUUGCAGCCAGUCGGACUCUAUUUUUGCGACAUGGACAUAAAGGCCUGCUUGAACAAUAUGUAGGCAGAAUAUUCAUUUAUAUCACAGAGGGUAGGCCUCUGAUCUUGGGUGGACUUCCAAAAGCCGUCUGGAUUAAAAACAUUAGAGCAGAUACAUACCUUCCAAAAUCGCCUGUUUUCCAUUGUGUGUUGACAGCUGCUCGACUGACGACUGGUCGAGUUUUUUUUUUUAAACUCAAUUAACUGCAGGCCGUGUCACCCUGGCGUUCGUUAGGACCGUACCACUGGAGGAGGACCGCUCAUAAACUCCCCUUAAUCGUUGCAAAUAUAAACUAGGUAUAGUUGCAACUUCCAAACAGUUUUUGAGUGCUACUUUGUUAAUAUUUGGGAAACUGCGAGUAAGGGGCUGCGACCGUUCUACAUGUAGGCUGCUGACGAGGGCGCAGCAAAUUAACUUCAGAAACAAUAUAUCUUUAAGCAUUCAGACUGGCAUAAAAAGUUAACGGCCCCCCGGGAAUCCUCCCAAAGCUCCCGAUAGCCACUCCGGGGCUGCAUUCAAAGCAUUAAAUAACUUUAACAGAUAUUGCAACUGCAUUAACUAUACAUGAGGUUAUUAAAGCUGGUUCCAAAUUAGUCAUUGAAUUAAUAGCUUUAUUUUGUUAUGUAGAAGUAUCUAAAUAACCUGAUAAAAUGUAACAGGAUUCAGGAAAUUGAGUCUAGUCCAAAAAGAAAUUCAGGGGGAGGACCCCUAGACCCACCGCUGAAAUGUCCCACCCACUUUCAGAAUGCCUCAGACGCCCAUGACUAAAGCAAUUUCUAUGUACUCUGUGUUUCUAUGUACCGUAAAUGUGUGUACCUAUGUAUUUCAUGUCUGUGAGGCUUGUACGGUAUGUGAAAUUUCCUAUGUAAGGACAAAUAAACUAACUAACUAACAUGUUCCAUCAAAUCUGAACAGCCAUGAGGAAGUGCACAUUAGAAUCAAACAUUAGCAAUACUGAAUUGACUGAAAGGUUAUUUUUAUGAAA
This is a messenger RNA of Alosa sapidissima (American shad), 2972 nucleotides long. RefSeq names its product zinc finger protein OZF-like. The transcript has 3 exons. NCBI's taxonomy places the organism in Eukaryota, Metazoa, Chordata, Actinopteri, Clupeiformes, Clupeidae. Gene Ontology annotation, cellular component: nucleus. Gene Ontology annotation, molecular function: RNA polymerase II cis-regulatory region sequence-specific DNA binding; DNA-binding transcription factor activity, RNA polymerase II-specific. The coding region runs from base 414 to 1628 and encodes 404 amino acids. The record is from RefSeq and is a predicted model, not a curated record. Gene Ontology annotation, biological process: regulation of transcription by RNA polymerase II.